GGAGGAGCACCAUUACUUCUCGGUGUUUCAAAGUUUUAGUGUAUAUUCAUUCGAAUAAAACGACCUGGGUUUGGUUUUCGAAAUCAUUUCUGAAAUAAUUCGCAUAAACUUGUGAAAAGCUUCGGCAUACCCUUGUAUUCUAUUUCUAAUGCACUGAUUGGCUGCUUGAGUAGUCAAUAUGAAAUACUGUCCAAUAGCCGUACACCAAAGGCGGGACUAGUCUUAAAACGGGCGAGAAACUCGUGAUUCGGUAAAUAAAGUGCCUUCUCCUUCAUCCCCCUGGUGUUGCACUAGUAGCAUGAGAUUUCAAACUAAAAGUUGCUGACUACAAACCGAGCUUGCAUACAUGCCAGUAAACACACACAAACACACAAUGUAGAAAUUGAAAUAUGUACAUAUAUUCCAGAGUUUCUGAUUAUUUGCAGUGCAUAAUAAGCUGAUUACUGUAAGAGUGAGUUUAGGCCACCAUGCAGUGCAGGAGGAGCAAGAGAGUGCUGCUCCUCAGGGACCAGACAGUGGAAACAACUGCUCUCACUCAACAGCAGUGUUGUGGAAGUGCUUAGAGGAUGGAUGACGGUCAACAAGCUACUAUCCAAAAGCAUUACACCAAAGCGUCUCCUUUACUACACACAUAUGAAACAUUUAAAAAAAUCUUAGGCCAUAUCAUCAUUUAAAUUAAUCCCAGGUAAGAUAAAAGUCUAUACAUGGGCACAACACAGUACAGCUUCACUCUAGCAGAAAUUCUACUGAAUACCUCAAACACAAGUCCUUAGGUAAGAAUUUUGCAAGGUUUUAUGAAGACCAUGGAUUCAGUUAGUGGUUCUAAUCAGCAUGAGGGUAAAUGGACUUCAGCUGAUUUAGAGGUUAGAGAUAAUGAGAGUCAGAAAAUCCCUUCUCUAUGGUGUGGAGGAAUUGACAAAUGCUGGGCUCUUGCCCACAAUAACAAUAGGAAUACAGAGGCGGGUUUCUCUGAGUUGGACCCCCUGCUUCCUAAUGAACGUUUGUGGCCCUCAGUCCAUGAUGAAGAAACAAUAUCCACUGAUGCUCAGGCCAUGCCGAGUGAAACAAUCUGUUCUAUGGUGCUCCAGAUCCUGGCUCCAUUCCUCCUGGCAGGAUUUGGUACAGUAAUGGCUGGCAUGCUGCUGGACAUUGUACAGCACUGGGACGUGUUUCAGCAAAUAACAGAGAUCUUCAUCCUGGUGCCAGCAUUACUUGGCAUGAAAGGCAACCUGGAGAUGACACUGGCAUCAAGACUUUCUACAGUGGUGAAUGUUGGGAAAAUUGACUCCUCAGAGAAAUGGAAGCUGAUAAUUGGAAAUCUUGCCCUCAAGCAGGUUCAGGCUACAGUGCUGGGUUUUCUUGCUGCUUUGGCAGCCUCUGUACUUGGAUGGAUUCUGAAUGAGAAAUUGACUGUAAAUCAUGCAGCACUUUUAUGCUGCAGUAGUGUAGUGACAGCAUUCAUAGCAUCAUUACUGCAGGGUAUCAUUAUGGUGGGUGUGAUCAUUGGCUCAAAACGGACUGGGAUUAAUCCUGACAACGUAGCAGCACCAAUUGCGGCUAGUUUUGGUGACCUCAUCACCUUGGGGUUUCUUGCCAUCAUCAGUCAAAGGCUUUUCUCUUGCAUUGAGCUCUACCCCUAUGUAAUCUAUAUAGUGUGUGUUGUCUUUCUGUGCCUAACACCAGUCUGGGUAAUAAUUACAUUUUGUCAUUCUGCGAGCCACAAACUGCUAUAUAAUGGUUGGGAACCCAUAAUUACAGCAAUGGUUAUCAGCAGUAUGGGUGGACUCAUUCUGGACAAAACCAUUAAUGACUCAAACUUAGCAGGAGUAGUGGUUUACACCCCUGUGAUAAAUGGUGUUGGUGGUAAUCUGGCUGCUAUCCAGUCCAGUCGUAUAGCCACGUAUCUUCAUUUUCACUGCUCCCUGGGAAGGCUGGCUGAUGAUGCAAAGCUCUGCUAUUGUCCAUUCCGAACCUUUUUUGGCAAAGGAUAUAACAACAGAACAGCUCGGGUGCUGCUUCUUCUGGCCAUUCCAGGCCAUAUGGUCUUUCUCUUUGUAAUUUAUUUAAUGCAAGGUGCCAACACCAGUCUAACACCAACUUUCAUCACCCUCUACUUGGUGGCAGCUCUAACACAGGUAUUUCUACUGUUGUGCAUAGCUGACUGGAUGGUUCAUUGCUUGUGGAAGUAUGGCCGAGACCCAGAUAGUUUUUCUAUUCCCUAUUUGACAGCUUUGGGAGAUCUACUUGGCACUGGAUUGUUAGCUCUUUGUGUUUUUGCUACGGGUGUUUAAUGACAAGGAAACACUUUUGGGUGACUCAUAUGGCCCCAAAAAAUUAAUGACAAUUCAUUUUUAUUGUUUAGAAUUCUUAAUGUCUGUUAGGUUCUCCUUUUGUUCACUGGGGCUACCACAACAUAAACACAUCUUUUCAAGCCAUUGUUAAGGAACCUCAGCCCCCUUGUAGGGCAACAAUAAUGACUUAAUAAUCUUAUGAGUGAUACAAAGUUUGGGGCAUUUCUUAUUAUUCACUUAUUAUGUUCAUAGAUGUAUUUUAACAGUCCAUGUGGUUUAAAUGUCUGUACUUUACAGCCUUCACUAGAUAUCAAAAGUGAGGUAGUUGUAAAACUGAAUUUAGCACUCUGAAUCAAUCAUGCUUUUUAUUUACAACAUUCAGUAUGGUUGCUACCAAAACAAUUGCUGCCUUAUUGACUUUUCUUUGGGUUUCACAGUUUUUUCUAUAAUUAAAAUAUCUUUAAUAUACAUUUUUAAAAUUUUCAAUCUGAUAAGUGGACAAAUUAACUUUUGUUGUUUGUCUUUUUUUUUAACUAAACAAUGAAAACUAUUAGACUUGUAUGUAAGUGAAGUUUCAGCUGCAUGUAUGCAUUUAGACAAAAUAUGUGUGCAUGAGUUUUGCUGCAUGUGCUGUGCGUCUCCCAUACAGAUGUUCCAAAUAAAGUGGCUGGUGGCAGUGUUUA
This is a messenger RNA of Silurus meridionalis, 2974 nucleotides long. RefSeq names its product solute carrier family 41 member 2a (gene slc41a2a). NCBI's taxonomy places the organism in Eukaryota, Metazoa, Chordata, Actinopteri, Siluriformes, Siluridae. Gene Ontology annotation, molecular function: monoatomic cation transmembrane transporter activity. The record is from RefSeq and is a predicted model, not a curated record. The coding region runs from base 795 to 2291 and encodes 498 amino acids. Gene Ontology annotation, biological process: monoatomic cation transport. The transcript is spliced from 13 exons. Gene Ontology annotation, cellular component: plasma membrane.